AUGUCACAACGCCGGCGGGUAUAUUAAUAUUAUAAUUUACAUGCAGCAGACUUCCACCAGGGGUACAUGUGUAUUUUUGCUGGUGUGGGUACAGAAACUUUUUUUCUACCAGUAAGUAGAUUCAAUGCAGUACAUUUAUGAUACUACAGUAACAUUUACCUCUCCAGCAAGAACAUAGGCUUCUAUAAUUCAUGUUCUUGACGUCAUAAAUAUGAAUAUGAAUAUCUUCUUCAACAGACAACUGGUUUGCGGACGCUUUCACCAAUUUCGAUGUGGACAAGGAAGGCUUUCUAAAAUUCGAUUGCGUGGUGGACAUCUUAGAACAGCAUGUAGACAUUUUGAGGAAGAAAGGCAUAGCCGUCGCGUCGAAGGACAAAUCUGUAGUGAGUGCUCCAGCCGGCGGCGGUGCGAAGACGGCAACUUUAGAAGGGAAAUUGCUGAGAGCAGCAAAAGAUAUAUUUGUUAUGACAGUAUCAACAUCUUCAACGCAACAGUUUCAACAUCAGAGAAAUCCGCAAAGCUCAGAAGAGAUUCAGGGAAGUCGUAGGACAAUUCCGAACCGACUCACAUCAUCAACGUGGCAACUCAUGUAGUGUUCAGUGGAAGUGGACACUACAUGAGUCGCAAAGGAAGGGACAACAUGAGUACAAAUCCACAUCCUCACGUUUCGUCCUGAUGUGGACGUGGAUUUUACUUGACAACCUAGGAAUCUGCGCAACAGGUUCAUUCUCUACAACCUAUAGCGAUCGUUCAAGUAAGAACGCCAACUCUUCUUGCUAAUAAGUGAGGAGGCUGGUAAUCCCCCCCUCUCCGAAUCUUCUAAUCUCCCUUCUCUGGAUCCAGGCAACAGCGGGAUGUUGGACCAGGACAAGAGUGUAUCAGCGAUCAAAAAGCUCUGGAAAGCGGUGCCGGAUCUAGGGAGAUGUCCCAGUUCAAGAUGUUAUGUUGAGUUGAAUGGGUUUGAAGCUUUCGCAUGUGAAGCUUUGGGUUUUUAUUCGAUGGGACCUGCGUGCUCCCGAUCAUUUCCUUUCCUCGGUCUUUUCAUGCAAAGACGCAUCCACGACCCGAAUAAGUAUGCUGCUACUCCCCUUUUCAUACUUAGUGCAAAGACGCAUUCACCAAUUUCGAUCUGAAGAAGGCGGGAGAAAUUCCAAUAGAAAGCUGGUGCGAGAUUGUGCGACAAUAUUGCUGGAAGAAAUUGAGUACCCUUCUGCUUUUCUUUGUUGUUAGGCAUCUAAAUACCUCCAAGAUGAAGAUCACGAUUAGGAUGCUUUAUUAUUAUUUCAUUCUUACACACAGGAAAGAGAGGAAUCUCAAGAUUAUCCUCUUCUUCCCUACAUAUUUCACAAUCUGCAUCUGCUGUUUACCAUCUCUUCUAUUCAUUCUUACAGGAAUUAUUUCAUUCUUACAGAAAGAGAGGAAUCUCUUUGAAGAAUCUGUUCUCUCCCAGAUCAAUGGCCCGAGAAUUUCAAGCAUGGGCGCAUAGUAGACGGAGGCAGGGGAGGGGGUGGAGGCGAUGGUGGCGAUUACAGAGCGCCUGGUGGAGCAUUAGAAGCCGUAGCGAUUGGGCAACAUGUCAUCACACCAACUUAUUCUGGAAAGAUGAAACUCUUUGACGACUAUGAAAUGGGGAAAAAGUUGGGUGAGGGUGCGUUUGGAAAGGUACAACGGAACUAGAAUUUUUCUUAUUGUUUUUUCUGGGAAAGUACCCUUUCCAAAUUGUUGAUAAUUGGAACUAUAAUUUUUCUUAUAUUGUUUAUUUUUUCUGCUUCUGCUAGCUUACGUUGUAAUAUCUGUUUUCAAUGUAGUGCAUUUGCAAUUGGAUGAAAGGUACAACUGCGUAAUUUCCCCUCUUAUCGAUUAUCCCUGAAUUCAGGUCCACGUCGCAACGCAUAAGCGAACAGGUAUUACUCGAGUGUGCAAGUCCAUCGUGCUGAAAGGCAAGGACCAACAAAAGUUGGUGGAUACGGAGAUUUCUCUACUAAAACAGUUGGAUCAUCCCAAUAUCAUGCGCCUAUUCGAAGCCUACUAUGACGGAGAUACGACCAUCUACCUCAUCACCGAAAUCUGUAACGGAGGCAGCUUGUUUGAUAGGUAUCAAUUACUUACUUCGUGGUCUCUUGUUUGUGAUUUUUAAAUAUCUUUUGGUAUGGGCUGGAGUGGUGUGGGUGUGGUCUUAACCUGCUUCAUUAUAAACAACUUAUUUGGUGUUAUCACCCUCAAAGAUAGACACGAACAGCAAGGGGAGAACGAGAAGUAUCUUCAAUCAUGAAGAAGAGCCAAAAAUGGCUUCGUAUUGUCCUGACGAUUUUUCUUGUCUCGUCCAGGUUGAUUUACCACACGCGCUCGCUGAAGCGGCCUAUGUCGGAGCGACAGAGUGGCCGUUACACGCAGCAGAUACUUCAAGCUCUUUCUUACUGCCACGCAAUGAAGAUCGUGCAUCGAGAUAUUAAACCAGAUAACGUGCUGUUUGUGAAUCUUAUGACAACUACCAGCACAAAAGUAUUGUAGUUGUUGUCAAUACGAGAUGCCAACCAAACGGUAGUUACAGUAGUUUUGGGUGCUUUCAUCUUGUCGUGUAAGUAAACCCGGCCGCUAAAAAAGCCCGCCUUGCAACGUCUCUCAACGUCUCUGCUCUAAUUCUCGAAAAUCCGAUUCCUCUGUGAAGGUUAUUGAUUUCGGUCUAUCCGAUUUCCUGGACAAGAUUGAGGCAGCUGCCAAGACGGUUCGAAUCAACAAGGAUAAGGAGAAAAUAGCAGAAGUUAAGGCAAGAACGACCGAAAAAGCAUCCCUACAAUGUCAUGAUCCUUGGCCUCUUUUUCAUCACGAAGAAAAAGAAUGCGCGUCCAAGGACAACUACAUAGCCCCAAGGAUAUUUUCUCUAGUUGGGUACUUCUUGGAAUACUGAGAAAAUGAACCUAAGCGAUGCAUUGUUUUGAGCUCUAAAGAAGGCAUCCGAAGGUCGUUAGGAGUCGCAAUACCCGGCGCAACGGAUCCCCUGUUGCGAAAGGUGAUGCCUAAAGCUGGAACACCUCAUUACAUGCCACCAGAGAUGCAUCAUAAAGCUUGGUACUAUACUCUUUCGUUCCUUCGUUCCUUCCACUACCUUAAGCAUUUCGUUCCUUCCACGAUGUCUGGUAUCGAUGCUUUCAUGCCAAAGGAUGCCAAGAUUAGGGCUUCUUCCCCUAAUCCAUCAUCUCGUGAAGCAUCCUAGGGAAGCUUUUCAAGGGGAAAAAGCUCCUACGAUGCAUUAAUGAUCGCUUGUAGCCUAUAAAUCAUCUUGACAUGAUGGUGCAUCAUAGUUUGGUGUAGAGGACUCACACGUGUUGUUGAUUUGUUGUGGUCCCCUUGGCAAGGAUUGUACCAUGAUGACACCGAAGAUAAGGGACUACGACUGGGCAACUCUCUCUCUAUAUAACUUUCUGCUUCCCAGGUAUGACGAGAAAGCAGACACUUUCGCCGUUGGGGUUAUGUUGUACCAGAUGUUGACCGGAAUCCAUCCCUUCUUCAUACCUGGCAGAGAUAAUGCAGAGACCGCUAAACAGAAGAUCGUUCUUUGUCGCGUGGAUUAUCCCGCAGAUAUUUGGAACAAUGUCUCGCCUCUAGCAAAGCAAAUGACGCAGCAGUUGCUAGAAGAAGACCCGAAGAAGCGGCUAGGCAGUGUAGAAGCAUUGAGUUAUGGCAGCUAUUGUCGAAAAUCAAAAUAUUGGAUCUUCCUGAAGGCCCCCUCAAGAAAAUCCAUCUACAAGGAUGCCAAUUGUUCCAUCCCAAAUCGAACCUACGACCCUCUAAUCUCCACACAAAUGGUUCAACUCUUCAAAGAAAGUGGAGACCGAUCUGAGGCCUAGUGUGGUGGACUCCUUGCUGCGCUUUCAGCAGCACAACAAACUUAAACAAGCGGUGUUGCGUCUCUUAAGGCUCUGGUUCUGGUUUAGUAGGCUUUCAUUUUGGAGUAGGAAGACACGAAAAUGAUCUAUAAGAGACUACAGGUUUUGACAUGUAAGUAAAGAGGCUGUAAGUUUUGAUGUGUGAAGGAAGAGUCAUGCCUUACCUGUAUUCUCUCUUCACACCAUGCAUAGUAUUGUUGUCAUGUGUGAAUAAAAAGACACGCAGAACGACGGGUGGCCAUUUCGUACAGCUCUGUAUAUUAUCGUAGCUUGAAAUUUUUUCGAGACGCGAGACAUCAGACGGGAUAAGGUAAGUACAUUCAUUCAUUCGAAGAUGACUCUAACUAAUUCCCCUAGCAAAAGAAGUCGAAGGAAAAUGAAAGAUGACUCUAUCUAAUUCCCCUAGCAAAAGAAGUCGAUGAGGAUACAAUAGCGGUGCUGAAGGAGCAGUUCUCUGCGCUAGAUCAAGAUGGGAGUGGAAUCGUCACCUUCGAAGAAGUUGUCAAAGUUGCUGAAAGUAUUUUUACUCCUACACGUAGUUCUCACGUUUGUGUUUGAUAAGGAAGUGAUCAAACGAUUGCUGAAGGUAUCUAUUUUACUUCCAUAUUACAGAAAGAGUACUAGGUGGACCCUGCUCAACUACCUUAUUCUGUAUUAAUACAGAAAGAGUAGGUAUUAUUGCUGAUAACGCUUUCUUGUUCUUGUUUGCCUUUGUCCUUGUCCUGAGGACGAACCUCAUUGCACAGCUUAUUCUUGACUUUACUUCAGACUGCGGCAUCCGUGUGAACCGAACGGAGUUGGAACAGUGCAUUUUCGCUUUGCAUGCUCCAGGAGUGAGUGAGGGAAAACUUGAACUAGGUCUCAAUUAUCGAGAUUUCAUCGCAGCAUUGAUCGAAAAAAAAAUAGCAGUCGAAAGAGGACACUUGCAGGAAAUCUUCCGACGAUUCGAAGACCCAGCUUGCCCUGGAUACAUGACUGCAAAUUAUGACCUUUUUCAUUUGGAAUUGUACUUGCGGUGUAACUCACAGAAAAAUUUGGGAUUCAUCUUGUACUUGUUGUUAAUCUGAGCCUGGCGGGAUUGAGAUCAUUCAUCAUUGUAGGAUCCUUGGAGUUGUAGUAUUAUGGAGUUGUUUUGAUGGAGUAGUUGUAGUAUAACAGUAGCUUUAAUGGAGUUGUAGUUGUUUUGAUGGAUAUACUAGCUAGAACUGAACGGACGACUCGCUGUACUAUUUCAGAAAAUUUUUCUUCUAAUCCCCAUCCCUGAAGGAAGCGCUGAAAACGAACAAGCGGACUGCGGCUGCCAGUGGUGGCGACAUCGCGCAGACGGAGAUGUCUGGUAUCGAUGCUUUCAUGCCAAAGGAUGCCAAGACUAGGGCUUCCCCUAAUCCAUUUCGUGAAGCAUUCUAGUAGGGAAGCUUUUCAAGGGGAAAAAGCUCCUACGAUGAUCUUCAGGAUGGAUUAGGGUCCGCUCUAAGAAGAUCAACUUCCAAGCGUUUUUGGACUUAACCUACUCGGGAGAAUUGAGGAACUAGUCAGGAAAAGUCGUGAGAAACUGGUCAGUCGCUUUGACGGCAUAUCUAGCCUAUACGCUCACUCCGUCACAAGUGAGCCCACUCCUAUCCUAUCCUAUCCUUCUUUUCGUAGAGGUUGAGUCUUCGACGUCCAUGAUGAGUCUCGGGAGAAUAAUUUUUUGCAUGCAGAUGAUCAUUUGAAGUCAUGGUCCCAUUACUACUUAGCAUAAAUUUCGCUUAAGAUCUGAAGAUAUCCAUCACAAAGCCAUUUACUCGAAUAAAACAGAGAAAGCCUUUAUCAUAAAGGACAAAGCAAGUACCUAGUACAGAGAGAACAACUCCUAGUAUCUCCUAGAUAGGAGAUACAUAAAUGUUGACCUCCGAUCAAUUGAUGUUUUUUUGUGAAUAUCGAGCGACCCGGUCGGACCGCACAGCUGACAACUAAAGUUACUGUAGAAAAACUGCGUGACUGACAAGACUUUUCCUAUACUGGAUGAAUCUUGCACUUGCUUUGUGUAAAGUAGACUUGUAAGAAUUUUCUUUUCUUCAUGAAUGUAAAGUGAUCGUAACAAGAAUUUUCUGUUUUCUAUUGUUUGUUUCGAUAUAUGAGACCAAGAAACCGAACAAGCGUUACCUCUCAGAAAUUAACUAUUUUUACGUAUACUCGUACGUUGCUUGGAGAUUAGUCCCUGAAGAACAUUGCUCCUUAUGGAAAUACGAUUACAAGUACCUUGGAUAGUUUGGUUGUGGUUUCAUUUCUCUCCCGCUGGCAUGGUUAAGGUUUUAUCACCCUCAUUUUUCAGGAGUCCACUUCAGGACUCGUUAUUUUCAGUCAUUUUCACACGUAAGUCCAAGUCGUAUUUUUUUACGAAAAAUGGAAAACCUCACACUAUCUGCACAGUGCUGAUGAAGUCCUCAUCUUCAACGGGCUUUUUUAACACAGUAGCGAAAAAGAAUAAGCUAUCUCAGUCAUCUUUUCGUAAGGAAACCGAAGCAUG
Molecule: messenger RNA, 6396 nt
Organism: Amoebophrya sp. A25
Lineage: Eukaryota; Dinophyceae; Syndiniales; Amoebophryaceae
Source: the annotation of a GenBank genome assembly